AUGACGGUGACUUUACAAAUUUUGUAUGUAAUCGAUCUGGAUGCAGCUCGACAAGUUUUAAGAGCUUACAUGUCAUUGGAUAUCAUCUGGCAAGAUAUCCGUCUUGCUUGGGAUCCGGAAGAAUUUGAUGGAAUCCCUUCAAUGACUGUCCAAUGUGAUUCACUCUGGAUCCCUGAAGAUUUUAUGAUGAAUAUCAUUGCAAUCGACGAGAUUCAUCCCGAUCGCUUUAAACAAUGCAAAUUCUAUUCAAAUGGCACCGUGAAAUUUGAAGAAUCUUAUAAUGCGGAUAUACAAUGCAGCGUUAAUGUAGCGAAUUUUCCAUUUGACACACAAGAAUGUAAUAUUCAAUUCGCGACUCCAUCCUAUGAAUGGUAUCAAGUGAAUCCAAGAGGGAAACUCUUCACAAAAUAUGGACCUGGACCUACAUCAGCGGUAGGAAACGGCGAAUUCCUCGUCAAAAAUGUGACAAUGCAAGAGUUCCCUCUCAAUGGAAAUGUCUCCAAUGACGACAUUGUAUUAGUAAUAUACUUUAUCACAAUCAAGCGAGAACCAAGCUUCUACAUUUAUGUGAUAACAAUGCCUUGCUUCCUUCUAACAUUUCUAUCAAUUGUGGGCUGUUUUUGGACAACAAAUGUGGAAGAAAGGCAAUUGGAAAAGUUGGCCAUUGCCCUGACAAGUAUGAUGUCGAUGACAACUUUUGUUGAUAUGGUUUCUCAACAAAUGCCAAAGACCAACCACUUCCCAUUAUUAGGCACUUUUGUCCUCAUCUGUGUUUUCAUCACUUCAGCUGCUUGUGUCGUUGUUGUUAGUAUGACAGAAGAAUAUCCGGUUCUCGGGAAAACGAAAACAUCGGAUCUUAUAAUGCGGAUAUACAAUGCACUAUCAAUG
Mesorhabditis belari is the source of this 888-nucleotide messenger RNA. The record is from the annotation of a GenBank genome assembly. NCBI's taxonomy places the organism in Eukaryota, Metazoa, Nematoda, Chromadorea, Rhabditida, Rhabditidae.